Molecule: messenger RNA, 1691 nt
Organism: Ictalurus furcatus (blue catfish)
Lineage: Eukaryota; Metazoa; Chordata; Actinopteri; Siluriformes; Ictaluridae
Gene: heyl
Product: hes related family bHLH transcription factor with YRPW motif like
Exons: 5
Coding region: 708-1691 (327 amino acids)
Biological process (GO): circulatory system development; regulation of neurogenesis; Notch signaling pathway
Cellular component (GO): nucleus
Molecular function (GO): protein dimerization activity; DNA-binding transcription factor activity, RNA polymerase II-specific; RNA polymerase II cis-regulatory region sequence-specific DNA binding
Source: RefSeq, a predicted model, not a curated record
UCCAUUUAGAAGUUACUGUUUCCACAACUGUAUUAUUAUCCUUUGAGAGAGAAGUAGUGCAACUAAUUAAAAAGACUGUGUAAGAGAGAGAGAGAGACGGCCUGAGAGUGAGAAACAGAAGAUGAGGCGGAAGACAGAGGAGGCUAAUUAAAAGGAGGAAAAAUGACAGGGGGAAACAGAGAGGGGGAGGGCUGAUCAGGGCUGGGAAGGAGGGUGAGAGCGUGAGGGAGUAAAAGAGAAGAAGAGCCAAACUGGCGAUUCUGCCAAAUUGCCUGACUUUGACUCUGGAGAGAGAGAGAGAGAGAGAGAGAGAGAGAGAGAGAGAGAGAGAGAGAGAGACUGGUGCUUCUGUACAAAAGGGAUCAAGGGAAUGUGACUUGGCAAGUGCCAGAGCAUAGGGGUCUAUUGAAGAAGAAGACAAAUGAGGACCAAGCUGAAACAGCAAGAGAACACUAAUAAAGAGUCCCCAAACAUAGACGUUUUAUUGUGGUGAGAGGGAAAAGGACAGAGACAGAGGAGAGAAAGAGAGAGAGAGAGAGAGAGACAGAGACAGAGAGAGGCGUGCUGCUACACCAGACUGUCUGAUUUACUUGCAGUUAUUUGAGGGUAGAAGAUCUGCUAAAAAUUUCCUCCAAAGGAUCCAGCGCUGUUCUGGUUCUUCAUCCUUACGCCAAUUCACUUGGUCAGAAGAGAAGAGCUGCUAAGCCAUGAAGAGACCUCACGAUUACAGUUCUCCAGAUCCAGAUGCGGAUGAGCUGAUCGACGUUGGGCAGGAGGACAGUUAUUGUUCUGUCACUGGGUCCAUGUCUCCCGGCAGUACUUCACAGAUCCUAGCCCGCAAGAAGAGAAGAGGGAUAAUUGAGAAGAGGCGCAGAGACAGGAUCAACCAUUGUCUGUCAGAGCUGAGGAGACUCGUGCCCAGCGCCUUUGAAAAACAAGGUUCAUCUAAACUUGAGAAAGCUGAGAUUCUUCAAAUGACAGUGGAUCAUCUCAAAUUGUUGCAUGCCAUGGGUUCAAAAGGUUAUUUCGAUGCUCGUGCACUGGCCGUAGACUACAGAACGUUGGGAUUUCGUGAGUGUGUGGGCGAGGUAGUGAGGUACCUCGGCUCUCUGGAGGGUGCAGAUUCUUUAGAUCCUAUUGGUGCCCGUUUGGUGUCCCACCUGAGUCAUUGUGCCAGUGAGCUUGACCCUCUGCAUCAGAGCCCAGCCACUUUGGCCUUUCCUCCUUGGCCUUGGGGCUCCUUCCCUCAGCUCAGUGCCUCCUCUAGCCCAGCCUCCUCUUCCCCCUUUCCUCCUGCCAACCGCCGACACAUGGCCCCUCAUGCUGCUGCGACUCUUCUGGCGUACCCCUCGCCAACCAUGUGUUUAGCGCCACUGGGAAACCAGAGGGCACUACUGACCCCUGCAUUAUCUCCAGUGCACAGGAUGUCCUCUGUUUCAUCAAACCCUCAUAGACUGGCACAUCCAUCCACAGAGAACUCAACUGUUCCCUCACCUUUGCAUUCUGUCCCACCCCAUUCUCAUAACUCCUCCUCCCCUUCCUCUAAUUCCUCUUCGUCUUCCCCCUCCUCUUCAUCCGCUGGACAUCCUCAGGUUUCCUUCAGACCCUUCGUUGCUCUGAGAUCUCCAGCCCCACUGAUCAGGGUCAGCAAGUCUGCACACACUUGGGGAACAGAGAUCGGGGCCUUCUGA